Phragmites australis (common reed) is the source of this 2080-nucleotide messenger RNA. Its product is annotated as L-type lectin-domain containing receptor kinase IX.1-like. Gene Ontology annotation, cellular component: plasma membrane. Lineage: Eukaryota; Viridiplantae; Streptophyta; Magnoliopsida; Poales; Poaceae. Gene Ontology annotation, molecular function: carbohydrate binding; protein kinase activity; ATP binding. The transcript has a single exon. The record is from RefSeq and is a predicted model, not a curated record. Gene Ontology annotation, biological process: protein phosphorylation. The coding region runs from base 20 to 2080 and encodes 686 amino acids.
UCCAGCUCUCUCACCAGCCAUGAGAUCAAGAGCCACGAUUUAUUGCUUCUUGGCUCUCCACUUAUUCAUAUCCUUCAAUAUUGCCCGUGUCAGUCCUCUGUCCUUCAAGCUGAACUUCACCGAAUCGAGCCACAAUGGAUUGGACACAAUCCAGUUCCAGGAGGAUGCUUUCUACAACAAGGCGGUCAGGCUCACCAAGGAAGAGUUGAAUGGCCAGAUCUCUCACAGUGUCGGCCGAGCAGUCUACACGGAUCCAAUGACUCUCUGGGAUAGUACCACUGGUGAGUUAGCUGACUUCACAACCCGCUUCACAUUCAAGAUAAUCGCUCGCAUUAGCGAUGGCUCAUAUGGUGAGGGCCUCGCCUUCUUCCUCUCAUCGUACCCUUCUGUUAUCCCCAAUAAUUCCAAUGACGGUUAUCUUGGCCUCUUUAGUAACAGUACUGAUCAGAGUGAGCCAUCCAACCAGAUCGUGGCUGUCGAGUUUGACAGCCACAAGAACUCAUGGGAUCCAGAUGACAACCAUGUGGGCAUCAACAUCCAUUCGAUCAUAUCCGCGACCAAUGUAACAUGGAACAGUAGCAUCAAUGAUGGUCGGAUAGCCAAUGCAUGGGUAACUUACCAGGCCAGCUCCAGGAACUUGAGUGUCUUCUUGACAUACAAGGACAACCCAACAUUCAGUGGCGACUCCGCCCUAUCUUAUUCAGUUGAUCUCAGAAAAUAUCUCCCAGACAAAGUGGCCAUCGGCUUCUCGGCUGCCACCGGUAAAUUGGUAGAAGCUCAUCAGAUACUUUACUGGGAAUUCAGUUCUACUGAUGUGCAGCUGAAGAGUAAGAAGAUGAAAAGUGUGUUGGUCAUAAGUUUGUCUACUGGCGUAAGUGUCAUGGUCUGUUGCAUGGGUUUGGUUUGGUGCUUCCUGAGUUUCAGAAAGACUAGGAGGUCAAGAAAGGAGGAAGAAGAGAAGCUAGAGUAUGAUGAGUCCAUUGAUGAUGAGUUUGAGAAAGGGAGGGGUCCAAGAAGAUUUCGAUACAAUGAACUCGUGGCCGCCACGAAGAAUUUUGCUUUCGAGAGAAAGCUUGGAGAAGGAGGAUUUGGAGCAGUCUACCAGGGUUUCUUGAAGGAUCAAAACCUCAACAUUGCCAUAAAGCGAGUUGCAAAAGGAUCAACACAGGGGAGGAAGGAGUACGUCUCUGAGGUCAAGAUCAUCAGCCGGCUAAGGCAUAGGAACCUUGUGCAGCUUGUGGGCUGGUGUCAUGAGCAUGGAGAGUUCCUGCUUGUGUACGAGUUCAUGCCGAACAGGAGCCUAGACACACACCUCUAUGACAAUAGUAACCUCCUAACAUGGCCAUUGCGGUUCAAGAUCACCAUCGGCAUUGCAUCUGCCCUCCUGUACCUCCACGAGGAGUGGGAGCAAUGCGUUGUGCACCGCGAUGUCAAGCCAAGCAAUGUGAUGCUUGAUUCUGCAUUCAAUGCUAAGCUUGGGGACUUUGGGCUGGCACGUCUUGUCGACCAUGACCGAGGCUCACAAACUACAGUCCUAGCUGGCACAAUGGGUUACUUGGCUCCGGAGUGCGUCACCACUGGCAAAGCAAGCAAAGAAUCUGAUGUAUACAGUUUUGGCAUUCUUGCAUUGGAGAUUGCCUGUGGAAGGAGGCCUGUUGUGCUAAAGGAAGAUGAUGACAAGAUCAAAUUGGUUCAAUGGGUCUGGGAUCUAUAUGGAAGAAAUGAGAUUCUUAAUGCAGUUGAUGGGAGGCUUGAUGGUGCAUUUGACGAGCGUGAAGCUGUGUGCUUGAUGGUUGUGGGGCUUUGGUGUGCACACCCGGAUUACAAUUUCCGACCUUCGAUCCGCCAGGUCAUAAGUGUACUGAAGUUUGAGAUGCCUUUGCCAAGCCUUCCGCCGAAGAUGCCUGUGGCGAUGUACUUUGCACCACCAAUCCAUCUUUGCAGGUUUUCAUACACCUCAUCUGAUGGGACACUGAAGGAGCAAGAGAGGUCCAACGGUUAUGGAAAGACAAGCUCGUCCAGUGCAACCAAUGCUUCUAGUUUACCUCCCUCUAUUCAUUUACCACAGAUGGGUUACUAG